Messenger RNA from Colius striatus (speckled mousebird), 2004 nucleotides. It is a transcript of the gene RNF217, whose product is annotated as ring finger protein 217. Gene Ontology annotation, cellular component: ubiquitin ligase complex; cytoplasm. Gene Ontology annotation, molecular function: ubiquitin protein ligase activity; ubiquitin conjugating enzyme binding; zinc ion binding. Gene Ontology annotation, biological process: protein polyubiquitination; ubiquitin-dependent protein catabolic process; positive regulation of proteasomal ubiquitin-dependent protein catabolic process. Lineage: Eukaryota; Metazoa; Chordata; Aves; Coliiformes; Coliidae. Bases 15 to 1427 code for a protein of 470 amino acids. The record is from RefSeq and is a predicted model, not a curated record. The transcript is spliced from 6 exons.
GAGCGGCGGCGGCGAUGGGGGAGCAGCAGAGCUCGUUGAGCGCCCCGCGGGCGGCCGCCGCCGCGCUGCCGAGCCUAGCCAGGGGCCCGUGGGAGCCCGGGCCGGACGAACCACCUCCGCCACGGGAGGCGGCCCCGGGCGGCGGAGUGACCGAGCUAGGGCGAAGCUGGGAGCCGCCGCCUGCCCCCAACCCCGAGCGGCGAGGGGCCGGAGAGGAGGAGGAAGAAGCGGAGGCGGCGACCGGGCCGGAGCAGCCGCCGCCGGCUGCCGGGGAGUCAGCGGCCCUAGAGGAGGAGGGGCCGGGGCCGGAGGGGGUCAGUGGCCGCCGCCGCCCCCCUCGGCGGCACGUGUACUGCACCGUCUACUGCGUGGAGAACGACCGGCCGGCGGCGGCCCCCGGUUCCCCCCGAGGCGGCUCGGGCGGCGGCGGCCCAGGCGCGGGGCAGCCCCCGACGCGGCGCGGGGUAGCGCCGGGCGACGACCCGCUGUCUGCCGGCAACAUCGAGGUGGUGGACUUAUACCUGCUGCCCGAGCCUUUCUCCGGGCUGAUCGCGGGGGAGUUCGGGCCAUUGCUGGUGCUGAGCUGCCGCGUGUGCCUGGAGGAGAAGCCCAUCAAGCCCCUGACCUGCUGCAAGAAGGCGGUGUGCGAGGAGUGCCUGAAGCGGUACCUCAGCUCUCAGGUGCAACUGGGACAAGCAGAUAUAAAAUGCCCAAUCACAGAAUGCAGCGAACACCUGGAUGAAACAACUGUCCUCUAUAACCUGCCCCAUGAUGACAUCAUCAAGUAUAAAUAUUUCCUGGAACUCAGCCGCAUUGACUCCAGCACCAAGCCAUGCCCGCAGUGCAAGCACUUUACAACUUUCCGGAGGAGAGGCCACAUUCCUACCCCUGCCAAAUUGGAGAACAAAUACAAAAUCCAGUGUCCAUCUUGCCAAUUUGUCUGGUGUUUCAAGUGCCACUCUCCCUGGCAUGAAGGCGUUAACUGCAAAGAAUACAAGAAGGGAGACAAGCUGUUGCGUCACUGGGCCAACGAAAUCGAACACGGGCAGAGGAAUGCCCAGAAGUGUCCAAAAUGCAAGAUCCACAUCCAGAGAACAGAAGGAUGUGACCACAUGACCUGUUCACAGUGUAACACUAAUUUCUGUUACCGUUGUGGGGAGAGAUACCGCCAGCUCCGCUUCUUUGGAGAUCACACAUCAAACCUCAGUAUCUUUGGAUGCAAAUACCGCUACCUCCCCGAGAGACCACAUUUAAGGAGAUUAGUGCGAGGCUCUGUCUGUGCUGGGAAACUACUCAUUACACCUGUAAUACUGGUUCUGGGACUGGCACUGGGAGCCGUAGCUGUUGUAAUAGGUUUAUUUGUGUUCCCUGUCUAUUGCCUUUGUAAAAAGCAGAGGAAAAGGUCACGGACAGGUAUGCCCUGGUAAGGAUGGACCUUACUCACCUGAACUGAGCUGAUCUUUCAAGGGCAACAGAGCAAUACAAUGCUGAUAACAGCAUCAAAGCCACCGCCCUGGAAGAAGAAUGGGGGUUCUCCUGCCAUCUUCCCUCAGCCGAAAACACUACUGCAGACGAGAAAAGCCUCUUUGCUCUGGUGCACUCUGAACAAGAUGGACCCCCUGACUGCUGCUUUUUAAAUGUUUUGGGGUCUGUUUUUUUAACUUUUACUUUGGAGGUUUUUUCCCAGUCUAAGUUUCUGAAGUAGACAAUCAAAGUCUGUAUUGUAGCCACAACUCUACUACCGAUUUGAGCUGUGAAGAAAGCAUUUAACUGCUAACAUGUGCUCCGUUAAAAACUUCAGUGUCGGCCUUUAAGUGGGAAAUGCUUAGAAGUGUUUGGACUCUUACUGUAUCCUGAGCAUACUACUUUUGGUAUUAAAAAGUACUUCUGUAAAUAACUUCCAUCACACAGCGUUCUGUUCAGCAUACCAAAACCUCGUCACAUGCCAGAGCACGACAGCUGGUUAUCUUCUGAGACCUCCUGCUAGUGGGCAAGUGUAGAUUG